Molecule: messenger RNA, 1572 nt
Organism: Tetrahymena thermophila SB210
Lineage: Eukaryota; Ciliophora; Oligohymenophorea; Hymenostomatida; Tetrahymenidae
Exons: 2
Source: RefSeq, a predicted model, not a curated record
AUGGAGAAAGAUUUAAGUAGAAAGUAAAAAUAAAUAACCAAAAUUAAGCAAAUUAAAAAACAUAUUUAGUAAAAGAUAUUAGAAUCCUUAGUAUAUUUAAAGAGACUUAAAAAGUAAUAAGUAGGUGUUCCUAAAAUAAAAGAAUAAGUUAAUAAGCAGAAAAAAAAGAAAAAGAAAAAAGUAAAGAGGGUUAUGGAAAAGAAUAGUUAAUAGUCUAUUAUUGUAGGAUAUCAUUAUCCAUGUAUAGAUGGUGUUUUUAGUGCGUUAAAUUGCUUUUUAUCAUUGAAACUUUACAAUCAAUUUAACAAAGAUUUGAUGGAAAGAUUACUAAGUGAAGAUUUUGAAGACUGUUAUUUUAAUGGAUUUAAUUAAAAAAGUAAAGAUUAAAAUGAUAAGACAGCUAGUGAAAAAGUUUAAAGUGAAGUAAAAGAGGAGUAGAAGUAAUCAUAAUAAGAAAUUAGCGAAUUAUCAGAAGAUGUUAAUUAGCUAAAAUAGAGACUUUAGCUGCACAGCGAAGAUUUAAAAGGGUAUUUAUAUAGUGAUUCUUUUAAGCCUAUGAAAUUUGUUCCUAGCAAAAUUUAAUAAGAUUCUACAGAAUAAGGAAAUGUAUAUUUGAAAUUUAAAACAGUUGAUAAAGCUAACUCUGUUUUAAUUCUUUUAGAUUAUUACGGAUAAAGUGCUGAGAAUUUACAGAAAUUUUGUGAUCAAUAUAAAAAAGUUAUUGUGAUUGAUCAUCAUAUCACAUUAAUUAGUACCUUAGAAUAAAUUGUUUAAAACCAAAAUUAGCUGAAUUAGGAAUCAACUUAAAAUUCAGAGCAAGAUAAAAAUUAACUGGAUGAUCAGUAAAAAGAAUCAAAAGAUUAAAAUGAUUAUUGUAUUCCUAUUCAUUUAUCUAAAGCUAUUAAGAAUAUAUUUCCAAAUCUGAAUAUUAUUUACAAUAGAAGAAUGAGCGGCGCAAGCUUAACAUUUGACUUUUUUACAAAAUUAUUUAAUUAUAAGGAUUACCUUAAUGAUUAGCUAUACGAGCAUAUAAAGGAAAUAAGUAAAAUGGUGGAGAUUUAUGAUACUAAAUUUGAAUAAAAUAGAAGGGCAGAAGCUUUUGUUGCUAAUGUAAUAUCUAGUUAAUAUGAAUUAAAUGCAAGAUCAAACUACUUUAUUUUUUCUAAAUUGGUUAAUUGCUAUAUAGAAGGUCAUGUAAAAUUAGGAGAGGGAAUUCUUAACUCAUUAGAAAAACAAGCAAAUAAUUUAGUCAAAUAGAAAUUCAUAGUACAUAUCGGAGGGAAGUAUAAUACAAUAGCAAAGUGUUAUGCAGUAAUUUCUUCUAAUUUAUCUAUCACAAAUCAAACUGCUCAUAAAUUAGCAGAGUUGAGUUUAAAAGAUGGAAUGGAUAAUGUAGGUUGUUUCAUUAUCUAAGAUAAAAGUAAAUCAAAAAUUAAAGUUUCUUUAAGAAGUGAUAAUGAUCCAAGUAAAGAAUAAAAGUGUCAUAUUAUAGCCUAGAGUUUUAAUGGUGGAGGUCACCCUAGUGCAGCGAGCUUCUUUACAACCUUUUCCUAAGUAAAAAGCUGGAGAUGA